This is a messenger RNA of Arachis duranensis, 2835 nucleotides long. RefSeq lists its product as uncharacterized. The record is from RefSeq and is a predicted model, not a curated record. Bases 265 to 447 code for a protein of 60 amino acids. NCBI's taxonomy places the organism in Eukaryota, Viridiplantae, Streptophyta, Magnoliopsida, Fabales, Fabaceae. The transcript has 4 exons.
AGAGGAUCCAUUCUCCUCAACACCGUUCGUGAGCUUGAAAUUGGUGCUGCCGUCGCCGUUGUGUCACUUUCUGAAGUUCUCAAUUGUCAAUUGUGAUAGACGUUGGUGGUGGAGGUUUGGGUUGAGAUGGUGGUAGUAAUGUGGGGGUAAAAUUGGCAUUGUGUAGUGUCAUGUUUUGUGCAACACCACCAAACAAAAUAAAAAUUCUAUGUAUGCUUAUAGCUGUCUCUAGUCUGAAGGGAUUGGUCUCUACAAGAAAGAACUAUGCCUCACAAUACUCAACCUCUGACAGCACUUUUGGUGUUCACGGGACUGAAUGCAGUUUUGUGUUCAACCAUUACUCCAGUUUAUGAUUUUGUUUGCUUUCUACCCUAUUGGGAAAGAAGGAGGGAAAGGCAUCACCAAGAGCAUGAAGCUGCUAUGCUUAUGGCUAACAAUUCAAAAUAACCAUUGCAUUGUGAAUUACCUUUAUGGAGUAAGAUUACCUCUACCUGGAAGCCUCAAUUGGGAGGCUUGACACCAUGUUCAAGGCUUUAUUGAGGUCGGUCAGUGCUUUUAUCUUUAGAUCAUUUUUAAUUUCUUUUGUUUGCCAUCUUUGAAUGAUGAAGGAAGAUAGUUUUCAUCUUCUUAUGUUAACAUGAAUACUGAAAUAAAAUAGAAAUAAAAAUCUUGAAGUUAUUUGUGAAAUAUUACUUAAAUUAAAUAGCAGUUCGAAAAAGAAACAAAACAAAAAAGUAGGAUUAAAUUGAUUAUAAUUGUGAAAUAUGGAGUUAUUUUUUUAUAUAUAAUUUUUUUCACAUAAAUAGUGAAUUAUGUAUUGCUGCAUUGGUGAAGGUAAAACAUUUGAAACUCUUUACCGAAAAAGUUUUUUUUUUUCGGAUGAUAGGCAUUCCAAAAUAAAUGAAUUUGAUUCAUGUCGAUGGAUGAAAACCAAGCUCUUCAAUCAUAUUUAAUAUUUCAAUAAGUAUUCCUGACAUUCAGAGAGAUUUGUCUAAAGCUACAUUUAGAAUGGUGGAGUCUACAGUGCCUACAGCUACGAUAGCUGUAGUGAUGAUUAUACAAUUUUAGCAACACUUAAAAAGUGUUUCUAGUAAAAGAGUGUUGCUUUAAGCAUUACUUUAAAUAGUAAAUUAAACACUUUGUCAAACAUGAUCACCAAUUAUUUUUCCUCUCACAUUCCUUUACCAACCGUUUGUACUAUUUUUUAAUUGCAAGCUAUGGUGAUUUGAAUUAAACGGAGGUCAAUUAAUGUCAAACCUGUUGUAAAUUAGAAGUUAUGAGCAAUUAUAAAAGCUAGAGAAAGUACAUCUAAGUUUUGUUUGAAAUAAAGGCACACAGUUAAGGCAAGACACAUAACAAUGAACUACAGUGGUCGUAUUAAAAAAAAAUCUUACUCAUUGGAAAGGAAAACUCAAGCUAUAUAAUUUUCAUGUUGUUCAUAUUGUCCACCUCUCAAGGAUUCUCUGAGAAAUGUUAUGGCAAAAUUGGUGCUAAAAAUGUUUCUGAUAUUAUCAAAUCCUGACCUUUUCGCACUGAUUGAAUCAUAACUCGAACUACAGAGUUCUAAUUCAAGUGGUUCCACUGUCAUUUGAAAGUUGACACAUAGGUACAAAACCAAGAAAAAUGGUGCAAAAUAGAAUGCAGCUUGCAUACGCAAAAGGUUGUCCAUGUGACAAACCUUCUCCCGUACAAAACAAGCUGCACAUGGAGAUUUAAUGAAUCACUUGAGCUCGGGUUAUGGUCCCUCUUUUGGCCUCCUUGAUUGGAAGUUGGGAAACAAGGGGAGGGUAGGCACACUUACAUAGUUCAUUUUUAGGUUUUAGCUUUGGGUUUUAGAGAGAAAAUCUCUCAUUUCACUCUAGGUUUUCUCUCUUAGCGUUUAGUCUUUUCCUUAUUUCAUCUUCAGUUUCCUUUUUUUUUUGUCAUUCUUUAGUUUCCUUAUAUUACCCACUCACAACACUUGGAUUUCUUGUUUUUCAUAGCUAUUAUUCUAAUUUUCUAGUUUUGAUUUCCACAUUUCAAAGCUCUUUAGUUAGAAUCUGUAUUUUAUGGAGUUUUGUACCUUGAUGGAUAUGUAAGGCUAAACAUAUUGUGCUAUCUCAAGGUUUCCAAGGAGUUCAUGAAGAUGCCUUGAAACCCAUUUCAUUUUAAUGCAUGGUUGUAUUUUUCUACUUCCUUCAAUAUUUUAUAUUUAAAUGUUUAUGUUUGACUGAUAUGAAUAUGUGAUUAGAAUAGAUUUAUCAUGUGUUAUUAUUCAUGAUUAUAGAAAAUUCUUGAUGAAUGGUGAAGGGUGGUAAUUCUUGAUUGAGAAAUAUUAAUACAAUUAUCUUAUAUGUUGGAUUAGUUUUCAGUUCCUAGAGAUUAAGAUUUUGAUUUUAGGUUGCUAAUUACUAAUUCUAGACUUGACUAAAAAUCAAGAGUUUAUAAUUUGAGAGAGUUGAUUUAUGCUUGUCAUGUGUUUAAUGAACUGCAAAGUUAAGGAUAGGCUAUCCAACCCUUAGGAUCCCUUGUGUUAGUAGUUCUAGAUCUUGAAUUUCUUUUGUUUUGACUUUCAUUGUUUCUCAAUCUUGCUUAAAAUUGUCUCUUACUUUCUUGCACAAAACCAAAACCCCCUCCAAACCUAAUCAACUACAAUAUAUGUGAAUAAUGUGAGAGACUAUCCAAGUUGCACCCUACAACUACUUCAACUAUGGAAUGGUUCAAUUUGGUUUAUAAGAGCAAGUCUAAUGGGGAGACCCAAUUUUGCUUUUUUCUGACACCAGCAGGUCCCAACAGUUGAAGCAAACCAAGUGAAGGUCCCCCACACAUAUUUCUAGGGGAGCCAGGCCUCUGAAC